Molecule: messenger RNA, 1719 nt
Organism: Hydra vulgaris (swiftwater hydra)
Lineage: Eukaryota; Metazoa; Cnidaria; Hydrozoa; Anthoathecata; Hydridae
Biological process (GO): protein K48-linked ubiquitination; proteasome-mediated ubiquitin-dependent protein catabolic process
Cellular component (GO): membrane; intracellular membrane-bounded organelle; cytoplasm
Molecular function (GO): ubiquitin protein ligase activity
Source: RefSeq, a predicted model, not a curated record
UUUUUUUUUUAGAUUUAGAAUUGAAAUUAUAUUCAAUUAUCAAAUUUUACUUUAACUAAAAUACGAAGAACAAAUUUAUUCAAAUUAUUACAAAAUUUUACUCUAUAAUAGUUUUUUGUCAAUUCAAUAUUUGUUAUUUAUUGAUAAAAUAAAACACUUUAAAAAUUGAUAAAGUUAACUUAUGGGGGGCAGGCAAUCCUCCCAAAGUACAACACCACAUAGGCACCAGUCACAAAUUGAACGUCGUGCUUCUGUAUCUUCUCUUGAAAACAGUUCAUCUCAAGCUUAUGUUGGAUCUUCUGGUUUGAGAUUUCUUCUCAGGUCUGAUAAUUUAUUGAGUGACCAAAGUACAUCACGAAGAAGGAGGAGGGAUCAAAAUGAUUUUGUCAGAGAAACACAUUCGCUUCCUGUGCAUUUGUUCCCUGCAUUGUUAUCUGCAGAAAUCAAAUGUCCAGUAUGUAAUAGACGUAUAGGUUCAGAUGAAGUUGAAGCACAUCUUCAGGCUUGUCUUGCUAAACCAAAAGUUUCAUACAAUGUGGAUACUCUAAAAGUUGAUGCUGGAGAAUGUAUUAUCUGUUUUGAUGAUAUGAAUAUAGGUGACAGAAUCGCAAGGCUGCCUUGUUUAUGCAUAUAUCACAAAAAAUGUAUAGAUGACUGGUUUAAACGAAAUCGUUGUUGUCCUGAACAUCCUGAAGAGAUUCCACAGGAAACCCCUUCAAUGACUAAUAUACAAGACCAAUCUAUAAAUAUUGCUUGCAGUAAUUUUGAAAUAGAAAAUACGCAAAAUUCUUCUGAAUCUCAAAACAUUACAGCCGAAAAAACUGUCGAUAGCUCAAUAGCUAUUGCUGACACUAAUUCUACUAAUUUAGACAUAGUUAGUGAAAUACCGUAUAAUCCUGGAAAUUCUCCAAAUUUUGUAAAUGCUUGCUCUGAGAUGGAAAACUUACCAAAUCUUGAAAAUAACUUAGACAUGAAUGAAAAAACAGACUCUUUAAGUCAUGUACUAAAUGAACUAGAAUCAUCAUCCCAACUAACAAAUAUAGUUUCCAGUACUUUUCAUAAAACAUUAGUACAUGUAGAUGAAGGAAGUGUACAUGGUUCUACUGCACUUUUCGAAGACAAUGAACUGGAGCAAAUUGCUUCUAAAAUGAAAACAAUUAUUGUUUAUGACUUAGAAACCGAUAAUAACGAAAAUACGUGAUGUUAAUGUCUUUCUGGCGAUGCUAAUAUAAAAAUAGAUUUUCAUCGUCAUUUGAUUUAUCAUAAAGAUUUUGAAUUUUAAAUCGGCAUGAAUUUUUUUAUUCUAACGAAAGGGAUUCGCUAUUUGUUAUUAAAUAACAGCGAAUGAUAAACAAUGGAACUUGAAACACCGAAAGUGUGUUAUUUUAAGUCUGUUAGAUAGUAUCUCACUAACAAAAUCUUAUAUAAAAAUUAUAAAGUAUAAUAGUCUAAGUUUCUUUUAAAAUAUAUAAAGUUAAUCUCACAAAAUCACUUUUUAAAUCUUUUGAAUCUGUUUUAAUUAGUUUAAACUCUAAUUGAUGGUGGUUUUAUUGGUUAUAUUGUUAUUAGUCAGUUUAAACAUAGUAAAUAACCAUAAAAUUGAAACUUUUCCCAUAUUUGGAUGCUUUGUCACAUCAUCACUUACUCUCUUUUUAUAUGCACUUAACAAAUUCAAAUGUAUAAAAAUGAAAAACAUAAAUAUAUUAUAUUAAAUAUCAA